Sorghum bicolor (sorghum) is the source of this 378-nucleotide messenger RNA. RefSeq lists its product as uncharacterized. NCBI's taxonomy places the organism in Eukaryota, Viridiplantae, Streptophyta, Magnoliopsida, Poales, Poaceae. The record is from RefSeq and is a predicted model, not a curated record. The coding region runs from base 1 to 378 and encodes 125 amino acids. The transcript has 4 exons.
AUGAUAGAUGGCAAUGCGAUGUUGAACACUUUAAUAGCCAGGGAGGUGACUGACUACAACUCGUUAACUGUGCACAUGUUGAGCGUCAUACAUGAGCAUCUAGAUCUAGAAAGCAGACGAAGUGCAAAGGUUGAUGGUGAACGGCAGGCGACAAGGGCGCAGGUAGACAUCGACAAGGAAGGAGUUCUCAUGCUCCUCGCUAGUGACAAGAAAAGAUUUGAUGAAAACAGGUACAACGAUGAAGGGUUGACGGAAGAAUACAUCACAGGCAGAAUGGGUCUAGACAGCCAGGCCAUGAGGAAGGUGCUGGAUGGGUUGAUCAACGACGGACUGGUUUACAACACCGUGGACGAGUGUCACUACAAGAGGGCAGGGUAG